Molecule: messenger RNA, 10789 nt
Organism: Oncorhynchus tshawytscha (Chinook salmon)
Lineage: Eukaryota; Metazoa; Chordata; Actinopteri; Salmoniformes; Salmonidae
Gene: wdfy4
Product: WDFY family member 4
Exons: 65
Coding region: 444-10181 (3245 amino acids)
Molecular function (GO): protein binding
Source: RefSeq, a predicted model, not a curated record
CUGCUGAUGUAAGACGGAGCAAAGUUCAGAUCAGACCACUCUUGCUCUCUCUCUGCAGAUUACUGAAGGGACUGCUGUAGUGGAGGAGACACAGAUUAGUGAGAGGUUUGAGGACUCACACAUACACACACUGUACUGAAGGGCUAGAGUAGUCAUGUCCCUAAUGGUCAAAGCCUGCAUGCCCUGACAUGGGAACAGAGAGAGGGAAAGGGAAAGAGAGAGAGAACCCUUGUUUGGAUUUAACAACUCCGAUCCCCCUGGCUGUCAGUGGACUCAUAGAUGACUCUCACACAGGAGCAGAUGGCUGACGUGGAGAGGAUCAACAAGGAGACAGGGGAGCUGAGCGCUUCAGGGGAGCUAGCUGCCCCCCUGGAUCUGAAGGAGGGAGGGGGGGGGAGGGAGGUGGAGGACCCCAGCCCCAUCCCCUACUGGUCCUUCGAGAGAUGCUCCAACAGAUGGAGACACACACACACAAGGAUAGUAUGAACACCUCUGGCCAGAAACACACACACCUCUCCCCUGACCACACACAUACCAAAAAGGAAACCAUGGACCAGAGCGAGAUAGACACACCCCUCCCCCUCGACCAAAAAGAGGAACACUUGCGCCGAGUCCUGCCUCUCUACAUACAGGUAUGUGAAAGUGGUGGUGGGACAGAGGAGCUGGAUCUGAGGAGUCUAGCUGUUCUGACUGCAAACACUGUGGUCUCCAACAUCCAUGCCAUACUGGCAGAAAAACCUGCAGAGGAGGCUCGCUACGAGGUGCAGCAGUUCUUCCAGAGAAGAGACGAGACGGACAACACAGACGAUAUAGACAACAGUGAGAUAGACAGCAGGGAGACAGACAGGACAGAGGAGACAGACAGGGGAGAGUCACACAGCCAGACAACACAGACAGACAAUGCAGGAUGGCUUCUGUUGAAGACUCUGUCUUUCCUGACUGCUACAAACUCUGCUGAAUUGAUGUCUGUAGUAAAGCCAGGUCUGCCGGCGGCCCUGGUGAAGUGUCUCUACCUGCUAGUGUGUCUACCGUCCCGGAAGGAGAGUGCAGCAGUAGAGGAGACCUUUCAAGAACUGCUCAUACAGGUCCUGUUACAGCUGUGCUGUCACCCUUCCAGUGUGGAGGAGAUGGUGGAGACUGAGGAGUUGCAGUGUCUGAUCAUCUCGCUCACAUCACUACACGACCAGACUAGUGCCCCCUGGAGGCACCAGGCAUCACGUGUUCUCAGAGCUGUCUCUGCUGCUAAGACACCCAAUACCGUCCCCUUCCUACAGGCUAAGAACUGUGUGCGUAUCUGUAUUCAGAACCUGCAGCGUAUCAGUGAUCGUGCCCCAGCUCCAGUCUUAGCUGAGGUGGCUGUCACAGUGUUCAGCUUCAUCAGAGACUCCUACCAGCUCAACCCUGCUCUGUUCACCGAGCUUGAAAAUAACGAUGGAUACAUUGUCUUACAGGCCAUCAUGACCCGGUGUGAGGAGGGUGUGCCUGCGGAGGAGUUUGGUCCAGUAGAGGACCUGUUAUCUCUGCUAGCGUCUUUGUGUCUGUUUGGGAGGUCAGAGCUGAAGGUGGCGCUCUGUGUCACCAACCCUCAGCCACCUGGCUUCAAGUUUGACCCCUCACUCACCACAGGCUCUGCGGUAAGGAACCUAUCAGCGUUCCGUUUGCUCCAGGGUUCCUUCCAGCGGUCAGAGGACUGUGUUUUCUGCAGCCAGAUCCUAAGCACCAUCAGGACUGUGUGGUCAUGGAACAGGGCCAACUUCUUCCUGUUAGAGUGGACUGUUCAAUCACUGGCUCAGCUAGCUCAGUGUGUUUCGAAGAAACCACCUCCUGUACACAGACUGUUCUUCUCUAUGUUAGAGAUGGUGGCAUUCCAUCUUAAUUACAUCCCCCACGAGGCUGUGCGUGCGGUGCAGGCGGUGCUGAAGCAGGGCUGGGCAGGGGCCGGGGCCGGAGGGGCACAGUUUGGAGUGGCUGCCCUCGGCUGCUUCCACAGGUUGACAGUGCGUAGUGGUCUGCUAGCGGAGGUUCUCAGUGAUGGAGGUCUGUUGGAACUUCUGCUUGGAGAAUUACGCAGGAGGGCCAAGAUACUCAGGAAGGCUAGAGGAGCAGGUCCCCAAGAUCAGUCAGCUGUAGAGGACAAUGAGAGAGCUCUCACCACCAGCAUGCUCACAGUAGUGGCUGCCCUCACCCUACGCUCCAUCAGAAACACAGUGUCAGUCCGUGACCUUGGGAUGGUUCCCUACAUAAAGAUAUUUCUAGAUGAGGAGCAGUACAGAGGACCAACCCUCAGCAUCCUGGAGCAGCUGUCAGAGAUAAACCCUGACGAGUUUAUGUCUACGGCUAUAGGAGCUCUCUGUUCCUCUACACAACAGGAGCUGGGGCUCAAACAAGACCUGCUGCAGUCAGUUUUGAAGGUUCUGGAGAGACCUAACAGUUGGGGGGCGUUUCGACAUGCGCGGGGCUUCACCGGCCUGCUGUCCCUGGUGGUGGACAUGGAGGGGGCUCUGAGUGACCCCACUCAGGGUGGGGUGUGGGGUGCUAAGGGGCAGCAGGGGAUACUAGACCUCCUCUUCCUCACCCUACACACCCUCGCCCUAGCUGUCCACGUACACCCUGUCAACUCACACCAGUUCCAGGCUGAAGGGUUCUACGAGAGGCUGGCUGAAGCCUUACUACGGCUGGGUUGUUUCCAGACUGAGGGCUGGGAGGCAACAGAGAGGAUGGAGGGCCACACUGGGGGUAUGAUGAGUAGGGGCCUGGGCCAGAGAUGGGGUCAGAGAGAAACAGAGGACAAUCAUUCACUUGGGAGGAGCUUCCACCAGUUUCUGGAGCUGUCUGAGACCCCAGUGCUCACCUCCCUCUCUUCCACCUCCAAGCCACCCCUGCCUCCCCCUUUACAGACCUGUAUCAGGCUCCUCUCCUACCUGGACCAAUUAGCUACAGGGACCUACGCUGCCCUUGAGAUGACAGCAGGACAUGUGGGAGAGAAGAGAGAGGAGGGGGGAGAUGGAGAGACCCAGGGGGGUGGUGGUGGAGGAGAGAGGCUGCAGACUGUGCCACCAACCCGAAAGACUUCACAGACACCAGAGGAUGAACUACCGGGGGGAUCCAGACCUGCAGGCCACAGCGUCGCUGUUGUCUGCUCUGAGACUAACUACAGGUUUACCUGUGACCAGACCAUACUGUAUCCUGGAGCCCUCAGGGUCAUCAUGACUCUCCUGCCUCAUGUCUUUACUGCAGAGGAUCCACAGCUGUCAGUGGAGGUCCAGUACUCAGUAGCCCACCACCUCCAGGUGAUGGUAACAUCAGAGAAGAACCGGCAGAUUGUCUGCAAGGGGGGUUUGGUGUCCACUCUACUAACCCACUGUCGAAGCAUUCUGCUCAGGCCGGACCACCCACUAUACCUGCCUGACACACGCAUCCUAGAGAAAAUCUCCUCACACUCCAUCUCCCACAUAGACCUCAGGCGUUUCCUGUGUCUUUGUGAUCCUCUGAUGUGCCAAGCUAACAAAAUUGCUGCCACCUCUGCUCCAGAAUCCAACACACAAUGCCCCUUUUCUCCCUCCAAUGGCCACAGCCCAGAGAAGGCAGACAGCUUAACAGAUAGUGAGACCACCACUCGCUCCAUCAUGAAGCGCUCUUUUAGCCUGCUGAGCUCCUCUCCUCCUAUUGGCUCUCCUGUCGGCCAGCCCCUCCCCCUGCACCAAAUCAUUAGCCUAGUCUCUAUGACGUCACCAAGAAGCUUCCGACCACACCGAGUCUCCACCUCUCCGGCCUUUGUGGAGUUUGAUAUGACUGAGAGUGGCUAUGGAUGUCUAUUUCUACCAUCCCUGGCUACAGUGAAAGGUGUCAAUGCUGACUCCAUCCCAACAGGGGGGAUAGGAGGAGACUGUCGUGGUUUCCCUCCGGCAGCAGGCCUGUCAUAUUCCUGCUGGUUCCUGAUCAGCAAGUUCAGUUCAGCCUGUGAUUCCCACCCGAUCUGGCUGCUGUCUGUGGUGCGCCAUAUGUCCCGUGCCGAACAGCAGUAUGUCUGUCUGUCUGUCUCCAUCUCAGCCAGCGAUGGAUGUUUGGUCAUCUCAACUGAGGAGGAGCCUUUCACCUUCCUGGAUAUGAUGGAGCCAGAGGUGCGGACCCCCAGCCCACUGCCAGGUUCUCUGAGGUUCAAAUGCUCCAGUCAGCUGACCCCAGGUCAGUGGCACCAUCUGGCCAUUGUCAUGGCGAAGGACGUGAAGAAGAGCUGUAAGGUCACGGCCCACCUCAAUGGGGAACUGGUGGGAGCAGCAAAGAUGCUGUACAUCCAACCGUUCCCGGGUCAGUACAUUUCCAUGGAACCCACGGCGGUGAUUGACGUGUGUGCAUUCAUUGGAACGCCGUCUAUAUGGAAACAGCACGCUUCGUUGGUGUGGCGCGUCGGGCCCACCUACCUGUUUGAGGAAGUGCUGAGUCCAGGGGCUGUAGGAGUCAUCUACAACCAGGGAACAGCCUACUUGGGAAACUACCUGGCUCUACGCAACACAGGCUCUGGCCCAGACCUCCUCCCUUUCAGGCUGGUCCCUGAGGAGAGGAUCUCAUUUGGCAUCAACCCGGCUGUAGCAACUUUAACCACGGUAGCAAAGAUACGAGAAAGCUACAACGAGGUGGACUGCCGUCUCAUCGCCAAAGAGAUGGGAAUCACGUCCAGGGAUAACUCCACCCCUGUGUUCCUGUCUCAAAACAUCAGCCACCACCUAACUGGCACUGCACGCACCAUAGGAGCUGCACUGGUUGGACACUUUGGAGUGCGGACGUUCGCUCCCAGCAUCGCAGGGGAUAGCUUUCUGUACCUUGGUGGGCCAGCGGUGAUCCUAAGCAUGGUUGCUAUGGCGGCAGACGAUGGAGCGCUGUACGCAGCAGUGAAAGUUCUGCUGUCUGUGUUGGAGACAAGCCCUGCCAUGGAGCGGGAGAUGACACGCAUCAACGGCUACAAGCUCCUAGCAUUCCUGCUGAAGAUUAAGAGCAGUGUGUUGAGCAGUAGAACCUUUCAGCUGGUGCUGUCUCUGUCUGGUUCAGUGGACCACCUGGGAUCUGGAGCCGCUUGUCUACACAACAGACCCGCCUUCAAUGCUCUGCUCUGUAACCUGGAGGUGUGGAAGAACACUGCGGAAAGUCUGGACCUGUCAGUUCUCAAUCACUUUGCUGAAAUCCUGACAUCAUCAAGUGGGGACCAUGGUAAUGCAAAGGUCAUGCAUAACCUGGGUCUGGUGCCUAAACUGCUCUUCCUAUUGGCUGACCCCAUGGUGACCCCCAGGAAAGUAAAGGUUGCCACCUGUAUCAUCACUUGCCUGCUUAGAGGACACUUCACCUCCACCGACAUACGCAGACUUGGCCUCUUCCUGGUGUACACCGUGCCUCCCCCAAGUGUGAGUGAAAGCUCUGGACUCUCUGACACUCUUGAUGAGGAAACCAAAGCUCAAAGUUUCAGUCCAGCCAGACUAGUGUGGGUCCGUAAUCAACUGCUGUCUUCUCUCUGUGACCUCAUCAGCUCAGACAGUCUUCUCACUGCAGAUGAGCAGAAAGAGCUGAUCCAGACACUGGGCAGUGAUUGGUUCCUGCUGUUCCUGCAGCCCCGCCUCCACUCUUCCACCCUGUGCCUAGGGCUCCGCCUACUCACACUCCUCCUGGCCAAUCAGAGCGAGCGGAACAGCUUCAGAGAGGGCGUGUUCCCAGGCACCCUAGUAGAGAGCCUGGAUGAACCCUCUGUUGUCAUAGACAACCUGAGAGCUUAUGAGUGGUCCUAUGAGUGUCAGAGUGUCACCUGCGCAGGCUUCGACGUGCUGCAAAGGCUUCUGGUCCGCCAGGCUCACCUGCCUCAGGUGUACGGAGCGCUGGCCGCUCUACUGCUGGGGAAGAGAGGAGGAGAAACACCUGACGGACAGCUGGAUCUGGAUGAAGUUCUGCAGGCAGUGAUUGACAGCACAGAGUACACAAACUCUGCUCCCUUACAGCUGUGUUCCAAGUCUGCAGCCAUGCUACUGGAGCUGGUCAAGGCCAUCAUCACACAGGGGUCAUCUGCCGCUGAUGCAUCUUGGGAGUUGCAGUUUCCCGGCAGUGUGAUGCAGUUCCUCUGUCUGGUACACAAUCACCGCCCCCGAGACCCACUAUGGACAUCUCCAGAGUUUCUACACACGCUCGCCAGCACUGUGUUUCCCCCUGAGAGUGAAGAGGAGGUGUGUCAGCCAACCAGGAAGCAGGUGUGUGACUUCAUCCGUAUCCUCUUAAUGGACAGCCUGCUCAACGUGCCUGCCAAAGAACACACACACCCCCUACUGCUGCUACUGGAGUAUUCCCCAGAAGGAGCAUCGUUGGAGCGGAGACAGGUCUUCCAAACUGAAUUGCUUGAGUUCUUCAUGGAAAUCAUCCACAUGACCAGCCAGGAGAAUGGACAUAACACACACCUCACCACACAGGAGUCAAACUCCCAGAGUCCUGAGGGGCAGAUGGCCACACUGAUGGAGAACAUGGUGCUUUUCAGUCAGACGUUUCUGGAGAAACUCUACAGCGGCAUGUUUCUGGUUGAGCCAGAGAACCUGCUCACCUUCCUAGCAGACCAGAUCGUGGUGGUGAUGGAGAAGGGCCUAUCACAGAAAGAGAACACAGUUUCCUCCCUCUACACCAGCACCAACCGAGCUCUGCUCUACUUCCUUUCCCGCCCACAACACACACAGGCCGAACAGGAUGCUGUCAUCAGGACGCUGCAGGUGGUCAUGGCGCGCUGGGACGUAGUCAUGGCAACCUACAAUGCCAACGUGAACUUUAUUACCUGCCUGCUGCACUGUCUACUGUUGAUACGAUCUGGCAGCUACCCAGAAGGCUUUGGGUUUGAAAGUCACAAGAAACACCAGCGGAGAAUCCUGUCUCAUCUGUUCCCUCUUAAGACCAGCCACACUACCACAUUCAGCCAAGUACCUGAUUCAGACACAGAGCUGAUGUCCCAAGUAGAGUCUGUGUGGUCUAAGAUCCUUACUGAGAGACGCACCAUUCUAGAAGACACCUAUAAGAUUGAGCUCUCAGCUAAUCAGACACAGAGGAUGGGACCUGUCAGCAUGAGUGACAUCAGCCCUUUGUGGGAAGAGACAGCACUCAAGGUGUGGCAGUUAUACACAGGCAAUGUGAAGAGGAAGCUGACUAGCACCAUCCAGAGGAAAGAUAGUGUAAUCAGCUCUGCUAUUCGCUCUGUCCACAAACGACUGGGGAGAGAAACUGGCACUGUGGAGGAGUUCCUGUCUUGUAUGGAGGCCCAUUUGAAGAGAGGUCAGGAGAUGUUUGAGAAGCUGAGGAAGAACCACACACAGCUGUGUGUUUAUGAGUGGGAGCGGUUGGGGACUAUGUGGCUGUGUGUGGAGGAGGAGCUGCUAAGGGAGAGGGGUGUGUUCGGCCCGGGGCCGGGGGUGGUGCUGACACGAGGCUGGGUCCAGGAUGCAGCUGAAGGCCCCAACCGCACCAGGCCUCGCAUCCGCAGGAGAGCCCAGCGACACUCCAAACGGUUGGCAGAUAUGUGUGUGAGAAAUGGUCUGCCAGAGGAGAGCAAAGGAAGGACAGAGACCGACUCAGAGUCAAGGAUCCUCUUUGAGCCAGGGACAGAGGAAGAGGAGGAUGGUGGAGAGGACUGUAACCGCCUAACCUUUUUCCCUGUCCUGACUGAGACUACUGCACCUCUCACUGAGCCCUUCGCCCCAGCGUCCACCACCCCUGAGCCCUGCUCACAUACACACACCUGCAGCCACACACACACCAUACUACAGGAGCUGGAGCCUGAGGAAGAGGUUAAAGCGAAGGUAUGUGUGGUGGUGGUCAGUGGGCUGUCUGUAACAGAGGGGCUGCUGUUGUUUGGGACAGACAGUCUGUACAUGUGUGAGGGCUUCACCCUAAGCCCCGCAGGAGACGUCUGCUGCAGAAAACACCACCCCACUGGUGUGCGUGACGCAUUCGUUUCCAGUAUGCUGACUAAAGACAUAUCUUCAUCCAGCCCCAGCUGCAAACGAUGGCCCUACCAGGACAUAAGAGAUGUCCGCUUUAUGCGUUUCCUUCUAGAGGAAAAUGCGCUGGAGAUCUUUAUGCAGAACGGACACUCUACUUUCCUGGUAUUCUUCAACAAAGACCAUGUGUCUGCUUUUAAAAGGCUGUGUUCAGUGGUGCCAGCAUUGAUAGGUAGAGGGGUUGCUGAGGUCAUAACUAAUGCCAGGAAGACUCCAGUGAUGGAGAAGACUACUCAGGUGAAAUGGCAGCGUGGGGACAUUAGUAAUUUUGAGUACCUGAUGCAUUUGAACACUCUGGCUGGUAGAACCUAUAGUGACCUCAUGCAGUACCCCGUCUUCCCCUGGGUCCUAGCAGACUACAAGUCGGAGACCCUGGAUCUGACCAAACCGGCGACAUUUCGUGACCUCUCGAAACCAAUGGGAGCCCAGACAGAGAAGAGGAGAGACAUGUUUAUUCAGAGAUUUAAUGAAGUGGAAAAUAGUGAAGGUGACCUGGCAGUGAGGUGUCACUACUGUACCCACUAUUCUUCGGCCAUCAUCGUGUCUUCCUUCCUCGUUCGGAUGGAACCCUUCUCACACACCUUUCUGACCCUACAGGGAGGGUAUGACAUAGCAGAGAGAAUGUUCCAUAGUGUGAAGAAGGACUGGGACUCCGCCUCCAGAGACAACAUGAGCGAUGUCAGAGAGCUGAUCCCAGAGUUCUACUACCUACCUGACUUCCUGGUUAACACAAACAACUUCAAACUAGGCUGUAUGCAGGACGGUACCACUCUAGGGGACGUUGUCCUCCCUCCCUGGGCUAAGGGAGACCCCCGGGAGUUCAUCAGAGUUCACCGAGAGGCUCUGGAGAGUGAGUAUGUUAGCUCCCACCUCCACCUGUGGAUCGACCUGAUCUUUGGGCACUGCCAGCAGGGACCAGCCGCUGUAGAGUCCCUCAACACAUUCCACCCCUACUUCUACGCCCAGAGAAGGAAAGGGACAAGGGGGCAGGAUGCACUCAGAGACCCCCUUAUCAAGAGUACCAUCCAGGGAUACGUCAAUAACUUUGGACAGGUUCCCAAACAGCUGUUCAACAAGCCCCACCCUCCUCGUGCCGGCUCAAAAAAGGAGGGAUCAGCACCCGCCCAGCCAACCCCCUUUUUCUUCAGACUGGACAAGCUCAAACCCUCCAUUCAACCAUUCAAAGAGCUCCUUCGUGGUCCAGUAGGCCAGGUGGUUUGUGUGGACAAAGAGGUUUUGGUCGUAGAGAAGAACAGACUACUGAUCCCUCCUCUGUGGAAUGUCUACUUCUCCUGGGGCUUCCCUGAUAACUCCUGCUCCUUCGGACACUACACUACUGAGAAAACCUUUGCUGUAUGUGAGAGUAUGUGUGACUGGGGGAAGAUGCUGUGUGCAGCGUGUCCCAACCAAGCUACCAUAGUCACUGCUGGGAUCAGCUCAGUGGUGUGUGUGUGGGAUGUUUCCAUCAGCAAGGACAAACUCACUCACAUGAAACUCAGACAGGCGCUGUAUGGUCAUACCGAUGCAGUAACGUGUCUGGCGGUGUCUGAGGUUCAUGGAGUGAUAGCCAGCGGUUCGCGUGACCUCACCUGUAUACUGUGGGACCUUGAGGAACUCAACUACAUCACUCAGCUACCAGGACACAAGGCUAGCAUCACAGCACUUGCUAUCAAUGACCUCACGGGUGAGAUAGCAUCGUGUGCAGGGCCGGUCCUGUACCUAUGGAGUAUGAAGGGUCAGUUACUCACCUGGCUCGACACAUCCUGUGGCUCUGAUGUCACUUCCUGCAGCUCAGAUGGGGACAUCCUGUCUGUCUGCUUCACUCAGAGACACGAGUGGGAUCCACGAAACGUUAUAGUCACUGGCUGUGCUGACGGGAUAGUGAGGAUCUGGAGGACGGAGUACACUAGAACAUCACCUGAUCCUCCACAGCAGCCCACAUCCCCAGGACAGGAUCAGUCUGCAAUUACCAUAGACGGAAUGUCGGGUCCGAGUCAGAGCUGGGAGAGACACCUGGUGUUGUGUCGGCCACUAAACAGGAGUGAAGCAGUGUCCAGACGGCGCUACAAAAACAACCCUGCAGUCACUGCUCUAGCCAUGUCCAGGACGCAUGCUACUCUGCUGGUUGGAGAUGGCUGGGGUAGAGUCUUCACCUGGACCUGUGAGUGAUGGGGAAGGAGCAGUUGGGUGUGUCUGUUUGUGUGUGGGUGCCUGCGUGCAUGCAUGGGUGUGGUGUGUGUGCAUGUGCGUGCAUGGGUGGGUGCGUGCGUGAGUUCCAUACAACCAACAAUACACCAAAACCCAGCCUGCACUUCAGGAACCUCUUAUUCCACUGCACAUGUGCACUCUCACCAGCCCCUGCCUCACCUCCAGACCGACCACCACACUCCAAUCGUAGGGAGAUGUUCUCUCUCUCAAAGUCUCCAGGCACAGGGAGGAAAUGGAGAGAGGGAGGAUCAAGAUUUCUUUUUGAGUGUUUACAAACUAUUUACACUGGACCUUAUUACAAGAUUAACACAUGACAUGGAAGGAACAGAUCAAUGAAUCAUGUGGUUUCAACCUAUAUACAGAUCGUACAUUUGAAUGUACUUCAUAGUAGUAACUUUUAGGUAUUUUGUUGAUGAAGCCCGAUAAUUUAAUUGUGAAUGUAUCUGUUUACAGUGCAUUCGGGAAUUAUUCCGACCCCUUCACUUAUUCUAAAAUGGAUUAAAUAAAAAAAAGUCUCAAGAAUCUGCACACAAUACCCCAUAAGGACAAAGCGAAAGCAGGUUUUUAGA